Onychostoma macrolepis is the source of this 1652-nucleotide messenger RNA. It is a transcript of the gene cnpy2, whose product is annotated as canopy FGF signaling regulator 2. NCBI's taxonomy places the organism in Eukaryota, Metazoa, Chordata, Actinopteri, Cypriniformes, Cyprinidae. The transcript has 6 exons. The record is from RefSeq and is a predicted model, not a curated record. The coding region runs from base 144 to 698 and encodes 184 amino acids. Gene Ontology annotation, cellular component: endoplasmic reticulum.
GACAGCCAACACAUCUCAAGAAGAAAAACAGGGCUCGAGCUCGAGGCAGAUCUCAGGUCAGCUCCUAAACUACAAUUAUCCCUGUGUGCACGUCAUCAGUUCGUGAACGCGUGUGUGCGGUGCAUUUAAAGCAAAAGGUGGGGAUGGAAAAACAUUUUUACAUUGUUAUCGUCUGUGCAUUGAUGUCUUUGCACCUACUUUUAGUCCAAGGAGCCAGACAGGGUCAAGACAUAAAAUGUGGAGCGUGCAGGGCAUUAGUUGAUGAAAUGGAUUGGGCCAUAUCGCAAAUAGAUCCCAAGAAAAUGAUCCAGACCGGUUCAUUUAGGAUUAAUCCUGAUGGCAGUCAGUCAGUAAGAGAGGUUCCCUUUUCCCGCUCUGAGAGUCAUCUGCUGGAACUAAUGGAAGAGGUUUGCGAGAAGAUGAACGAUUACGGUGAACGGGUUGACCCUGCCACCAAUCGGAAGACAUACGUGAGACAUGCAUCCCGUGAUGACACUGCCUUGGACCUUUCUGAUGUGGCCUUUGACUCCAGAGUCAGCUCUAGUUUAAAGUUUGCUUGUGAAACAAUCGUUGAGCAGCAUGAGGAUGAACUUAUUGAAUUUUUUGCUCAUGAGACGGACAACGUUAAAGACAAGCUCUGCAGUAAGAGGACAGAUCUCUGUGACCAUGCCCUGAAGAUACCUCAUGACGAGUUAUAACACGAGCCGAGCGCAUCAUGACAGCUUUACCAGUGGAAAACAAUGCAUUCACCUGUUCAACUUCAGUAAACAGACCGAUUCUCUUACUUGUUGAGGACACUAAACAUACAGAGAUCUACUUAAGUCAUGUUAGGCAAAGCAUUACAUAUGUACUUGACCCUAUGGGUUAACUGUUGACAUGUUCAACUGUAUUAAUGGCGUUACCAUCAAAACUGUUCAUUGUCAUAAAUUAAAGCUGACUUUCUACAGCUAAAAAUGAGAUCUCUGUGAGUCUCUCCAAUGGCAUACUUUUAUAUUUAAAUGUCCUUGGAUGCACUUAGUUUUUAGUUUAGAAGAUAACUUGCGGUAUAUUUAUUGUAAGCACAGAUAGAGUGCCUCUGGAGUUCCUGGUUCUAGUGGUGAUGUUGUCUUGAUGUUUUUUCAGGUCAUGAAUCUGAUCAGAUUACUAGUCCUUAAGUCUUAACCAAUUAGGUUACCACCAUUUUGAAUGGAAGUGAACAUCCGUUAACCCACUUUUAUGUAUUCACUUAUUUUCUUCUCUCACAUUAUUGCAUUGGUUAUUGCUUCCAGAUUUGUCAAGAUUCGUUUGUGUUUAUGUAUCCAUUGAGGACCAUGUUGUAUUUGUAGUUUUGUUUUAUUUUUGUAAUAUACAAUGGUCACGCGUGAAUCUGUGUGCUAAGGACAAUUCAUUUUUUUUUAAAUCCCAAUUUACACAAUGGAGCCUUAUAACUGUCAAUGGGUAAAAAUCUACAUAUUUCAUAUUUUCCUAAAUUUUGGGAGUCCUAGGAUGUAAGCAUUAUGUAUAGUGCAAACCUAGAACUUGAGCUCAAUUUUGCUAAACUUUUAGGGACGAAACUUCAAGCAUAAAGAUGUACGAUGCAAAACGAGUCUUACCAAAAAAGAAACGUACAAUUGUAAUUGCUACUUUCAUUAAAAAGGACAUCUUUUACAAUC